UGCAAAGGAGAGAUCUCAGUUACAUAAAUGCUACAGCGGAUUUCUAGGACACUCACGCCAAUUGUUCGUCAUAAGCCAAGAGCUCAUACAUUGCUCUCUUAUUCGCAAACAGCGGAGCAAAAUGUUACCAAACAACUUACAGCCUUAGCAGAGCUGACCGAUCUCAUAAACAAGACGCCAAGUACCAAUGCAAAGCAUGAACUUCUAGCCAAAUACCCAAGCUGCGCUGAUAUUCUCAAACGUAUAUACGCUCCGCAUACUAGAUUCUGGAUUUCUUCUCGUGCUAUAGUUCAAUAUGAGGAGAAGGCUGAGGAAAUUGAUUGUCAAUUCAAGUCUCUAGAUGAUCUCUUGGAUAAUUUGUCCUCUCGGCAGCUGACUGGAAACAACGCUUUAGCUGCUGCCUGUGCCUUUCUAAAAUCCUAUUGCCAAAGUUCUGAACUUCGUGAGAUAUUCUUCAAAGUAAUAGACCGAAACAUGCGAAUGGGAGUAUCGCUACAGACGCUGAAUCGCGUUUUUCCAAAUGCAUCGCCAGACUUUCGCGUGGCUUUAGCUAUGCCGUUCAAAGGCGACCCAUCUUCAGUGGUUAGUAAAGGAGAGCCAUGGUAUGCUUCGCGAAAAUUGGACGGUGUCAGGUGCCUAGCUACUGCAACAAGAAUGACAUUAUCUGACCCUUGGGUCGUUGAUUGUCGAUCUCGAACUGGGCGGCCAUUUAUGACUCUUCAAAAAGUUCAGAGUGCUUUGAAAGAUGCGUUGCGAAAUUAUAAUGGACCCAAUAUUGUUUUCGACGGCGAGAUAUGUGUUUAUGAAGAAAGUGAACACCUGGAGACGUUUGUGUCGGCAUUGAAGCAAAUAAAAACCUUGGACAAACAAAUGGACAAACCAGUAUACCAGAUCUUCGACGUUAUACCCAUCGACAGCUUCAACAAUGCAUAUGACCAAACCAUAUUCUCCAAACGACUCGAACAGCUUCAGAAAAUUGUUCAAGCAGCAGAUCAAAAUGUUAUACGCGCUGUGCCUCAGACAUUACUAGUCAACAAUGAGGAUUUGAUUAAUAUGGAGAAAACUGCUGUGGAUAAUGGAUGGGAGGGGAUAAUGCUGAGGAAGGACACAGUUUACGAAGGGAAACGAAGCCGAAAUUUACUCAAGCUGAAGCAGUACGAAGAUUCUGAGUACGAGGUGAAGGGUAUCGAAACUGGAGACAUGAGGAUGCCAGAUACUGGCAUGGUUGAAAAAGUAAUGACGUCGGUGAUUAUCCAGCACAAAGGAAAUAAUGUAGGAGUUGGAUCUGGCUUUUCCAACCAGCAGAGAAGACGCUAUGCGCAAGAUCCUAGUCUUAUAAUUGGAAAGGAAAUAUGUGUCCAAUAUUUUCAAGAGUCCGAGUCUGAAAAGUCAAAUGGGAAAUCUCUACGGUUUCCAUCAGUAAAAGCUGUCUAUGAACAAGGCAGACGUGAAGAGUAAAACACACUUCUGCAGAGGCAUGACUGGUUUUUGUAUGAAAAUGAGAAAAAAAAAGUAGUCACCUUGGCUAUGGACUGAGAAAGUUUUCCAUUCCAGAAAUUUGAAAGAUCGUUUCAGCGACCAUGCAAGGCUUAUUCGAUGCUCCAGGGUGGAAUUUGGGAGCCAUAGCAAAGGAGGCUCCUACGAAAUUGUCAAAGUCACAGGAAAAAAAGGCGUUCAAAAGGAAGAAGUU
Messenger RNA from Umbelopsis ramanniana AG, 1690 nucleotides. RefSeq lists its product as uncharacterized. Gene Ontology annotation, molecular function: DNA ligase (ATP) activity; ATP binding. Gene Ontology annotation, biological process: DNA recombination; DNA repair. The record is from RefSeq and is a predicted model, not a curated record. NCBI's taxonomy places the organism in Eukaryota, Fungi, Mucoromycota, Umbelopsidomycetes, Umbelopsidales, Umbelopsidaceae. The coding region runs from base 28 to 1458 and encodes 476 amino acids. The transcript is spliced from 3 exons.